AUGGUCCAGCAACUCGAUCGCUUUGCUCAAGAGCUCAAGAGAGUCGCCCGUGAUGUUGGUGUUGAAGGUAAAAUGGGCGGGCAGGCGAACGCUGUUGGAAUGUGUGGUCAGUGGAAAGAGAUCACACAAGAUGUGAACAUCAUGGCCGACAACUUGACAUCGCAAGUCCGUGCGUUUGGAGAAAUAACCAAUGCAGCGACUGAUGGAGACUUCAGCAAGCUGAUCACCGUGAGCGCAUCUGGCGAGAUGGACGAGCUCAAGCAGAAGAUCAAUAAAAUGGUCUCCAGCCUGCGCGACAGCAUCCAGCGGAAUACUGCAGCGAAAGAGGCUGCUGAGCUUGCAAAUCGAAGCAAAUCCGAGUUUCUUGCGAAUAUGAGCCAUGAGAUACGCACGCCGAUGAAUGGAAUCAUCGGGAUGACUCAGUUGGCGCUUGAUACAGAGGGUUUGACACCCUACACACGGGAGAUGUUGAACGUGGUCCACAAUCUUGGCAAUAGUCUUCUGACCAUAAUCGACGACAUCCUCGAUAUCUCCAAGAUCGAGGCUAAUCACCUGGUCAUCGAGAAUAUCCCCUUCAGCCUCGGAGCUACCGUCUUCAAUGCGCUGAAAACCCUCACCGUCGAAGCAAACGAGAAAGCUUUGGAACUUACCUACUGUGUGGAUAACUCAGUACCCGAUUAUGUUGUUGGUGACUCCUUCCGACUCCAUCAAAUAAUUUUGAACCUCGUUGGAAACGCGAUAAAGUUCACGGAGCAAGGAGAGAUCCAACUCACAGUCAGGAAGACUGCAUCUGACCUUGCACCUCCAGACUACAUGCUCGAGUUCCUAGUUUCCGACACUGGCAUUGGAAUCGACAAUGGCAAGCUAAACCUCAUUUUUGAUAAGUUCCAGCAGGCGGACGGAUCUAUGACUAGACGGUUCGGCGGGACAGGAUUAGGCUUAUCAAUCUCGAAAAAGCUGGCCAAUCUUAUGGGCGGAGAUAUCUGGGUAUCCUCUACCGUGGGUGUGGGAAGCACUUUCCACUUUGUCUUUAAAGUAACCCUCGCCGAUACAUCGCUCGAGGCAAUGUGCAAGCGGCUCCAGCCAUAUCGAGACCACAAGGCCCUUGUGUUCGCCGUAAACGGGGAGGAAGCGUCGGAACCAAUCAGCCAGAUGCUCAAGACGCUCCGUCUAGAACCAGUCGUUGUGGCCUCCACGCAGCAAAUCGAAGCGACCAGGACGACCACCAAGCCGUUCACCAACCAUCACUCACAGUAUGAUGUCAUCCUUAUCCAGAACAUGGAGUCCGCCGUGAGUCUACGAGCAAUGGACGAGUUCCGAUUCGCGCCAGCUGUCUUGAUAGGACCUACCAUGUCAGUGAGCAUGAAGGCAGCGAUGGAUCUGGGCGUGACGUCGUAUGUGACAACACCCUGCCGUGCUAUCGACCUUGGACACGGCCUCCUUCCUGCGUUGGAGGGUCGGUCGACUCGCGUGAGCAUGGGACAAUCCAUCCCUCUGGCAAUCUUGCUUGCCGAGGAUAACGAGGUGAACCAGAAGGUUGCCGUCAGAUUCUUGGAAAAGUAUGAGCACAAAAUUAUAGUUGUUGACAAUGGCUUGGAAGCGUUGGCAAAAGCCCGCGAGCGCAGGUACGACGUGAUAUUGAUGGAUGUUCAGAUGCCCAUAAUGGGCGGCUUCGAAGCAACCGUUCUUAUCCGCCAGUAUGAGCAGGAACAUGGCAUCUCGCGGACUCCUAUCAUCGCCUUGACUGCACAUGCCAUGUUCGGCGAUCGGGAUAAGUGCAUUGCAGCGGGAAUGGACGACUAUCUCUCAAAGCCGCUGAAUCAGAAUCAGCUGGUUCAGAUGAUCGCCAAGUGGACCGGAGUUUAG
This is a messenger RNA of Aspergillus calidoustus, 1866 nucleotides long. NCBI's taxonomy places the organism in Eukaryota, Fungi, Ascomycota, Eurotiomycetes, Eurotiales, Aspergillaceae. The record is from the annotation of a GenBank genome assembly.